Pygocentrus nattereri (red-bellied piranha) is the source of this 2127-nucleotide messenger RNA. It is a transcript of the gene baiap2l2b, whose product is annotated as BAR/IMD domain containing adaptor protein 2 like 2b. Gene Ontology annotation, molecular function: protein binding. The coding region runs from base 52 to 1644 and encodes 530 amino acids. Gene Ontology annotation, biological process: actin filament bundle assembly; positive regulation of actin filament polymerization; plasma membrane organization. Gene Ontology annotation, cellular component: cytosol; nucleoplasm. The transcript is spliced from 14 exons. The record is from RefSeq and is a predicted model, not a curated record. Lineage: Eukaryota; Metazoa; Chordata; Actinopteri; Characiformes; Serrasalmidae.
UUGUGUCUGAGGCUUUUUGUGUUUAUUCUUGUGUUCACUGUUAGACUCAUCAUGUCUGGAGCGAACAGUGACCAGCUGCACAGGUCCACUCUGACCAUCUACUCAAAUCUGAUGGAACAGUUCAACCCUGGCCUGCAGAAACUGGUUACUUUAGGAAACAACCAUGUGAAGGCUUUUCAAGCCUUGGCUUUGACAAGUGAGGCCUAUUUCAGUGCUCUGGCGAAGAUGGGAGAGCAGGCCCUGCGUACCCUCUCCUCUCGCUCACUCGGUGAUGUGCUAAUCCAGAUUUCGGAGACCCAGAGGAAGCUCACGGCAGAGGUGGACGGAUUGUUCCGCUGGUUUCAUGUGGAGGUGCUGCAGGCACUGGACAAGAACGUGAAGCUGGAUGAGGAGUAUAUAGAUGGCAGCAGGAGAGUGUAUGAGCUGGAGGUCAGGAAUCAGGCCGCAGCUUUGGAGAGGCAGUUGAGAAGAGGAGCUUACAGAGACUCUCUGGAGGGCAGUGAGUACAUGCAGUAUCUAAGGCAGAGCCAGCAUGAGAUCCUGAGAGAGGAGGAGAGGAGGUACCGCUUCCUCGCUGAAAAACACUGCGGGUUGACGCAAACACUGCUGUUCCUCAUCAACAAGACAGGGGCCUCUCUGCAGCAGAAAGCUGAGGGCUGGAAGGAGAGAGUGAACGAGAGCCGGAGCUCCAGACCUCGAACUCCUACUCCGCUAGAACAGGAUGUACUGUUGAGGACGUCUGUGAGCUCUCUCCUCCAGACCGGAGACAAUAUGGACAUGUGGGCAGGGAAGGAUCACCAGCUGCUGGGCAGAGUGCCCUCUAGAGCACCCUCUCCUCUUCCGAGUCGUUCUCGUUCCAGCUCAGUGGGCGAGUCUCUCGGUCUGGGAGCUGGCCGUCCAAUGAUAGCUCUCGUUUCUCACCCUGCCUCCUCAAAUCCGGUACUGCUGCCGUUCUCCAGCGCUGAGACGCUUACCGUGCUCAUACCAGAGGCACGCAACGGCUGGCUGUACGGUCGCCACGACGGCAAUCUGCGGCAGGGUUGGUUUCCUGCAGCUUACGUUGCACCUGUGGAAGACUUUCCAUCAUUAAGCUCAAGUGGGACGUCACUCCGAAGCCACAGCAUGAACAAUCUGCUGGAGCCCACCAGCCACUCAGAACCCACUGAUAUCAAGAGCAACACUGAAAUCUCUCCUCCAGCUCUGCCCAUUCGGAGAGCCUCAGCCGAUCUCCGUCCAAUCUCUCCCCUACCUGACAGGAAAACCGAGGCUACCUAUGAGGUCAAGACCAAUCAAAAGAGCUACAGUGAGAUCCCACCCCCAGCUCCGCCCAUCCGAAGAGCCUCCGGUGACUUCCGUCCGAUCUCACCUCUCCUCGACCGGAGGGCGGAGUCUCAUUUCGAGAGCAAAGUGGAGGCAAAGAGUUACUCUCAGAUCCCGCCCCCUGCACCGCCCCUUCCUAAGCCUGCUGACCUUCGUCCAGUCUCCCCACUCCCUGAGAAAAAGGCGGAGUCUAGCUCUGAGAGAGUGAACCCUCAAGGACAGCUCCCAGAGCACCCUCUCUUUCCCAGGGGAUCAAAUCCUUUCGCCACGGUGAAACUCCGGCCCACAGUGACCAAUGACAGAUCAGCACCGAGAAUCCACUGACCAUUACCAAAGCAGCACACAUGAGCUGUCAUUCCUUUUGGACAAUAUGAGUAUAAACACCUGAACAAGACUUACAAAUAUUCAAAAACUGUGAAUUUCUGGAACUGCUUGGGUUUGUUUUGGUCAGAAUUCUCUAAAUUCUUAAGCUCCAGCCGUGGUGGAGAUAUCUGUCAACAUUCACACACUCAGAUGCCGACUUGGUUUGAGCAUUCUGUUACCGUUGGAAACCCUCUAGAAUGAUCAUACCCCAUUUGUGUGUUUGUUGUGUGUCACUUCUAUUCCCGGACAUUUGGAAGCCCAUCUGCCCACUUUGGAACGCCGGGGUUUGUUGGCAUUUCUUUGGAUCGUCUGGAAGGACAGUCCAACUGUGAAAGCUGUUCAGUUACAGCCGAUAAACUGUGUGUGCAUGUGUGUUUUGUGAGAGCUGUGACUGUUUGCAAUCAAGAAUGUUUUCUAGAGUGUUUAGUGUGUCAAAAGUUUGGG